AUCUUAAUUGAAAAGAUUACACGGCUAUGAGAUAGACAAAUUCCAUGAACCGAACCAAACGUAUUACCAGUUGCCCAAAUCUCUCCUCCAAGUCUUCAAGAACUCGGGAUAGGGAGUUAGCAAACACUGAUGUGCUUCGAAAAAUCCAGAAGCAGUAUGAGUUAUGCGCUCCACUUCUCCUCGGACAUCCUAUCAAGCUGGCAGAUCUGUUUACUGCCGUCGUUGUUCGCGGUGGUUACCGAUCGGUUUGUGAUAAACGUCUGUGGUCUGACGUCGCCGAAGAGCUCAGCUUGCCAUCGUCAUGCACGAAUUCUGCUGUUGGAUUACGCUGCAUCUAUCAUCGGUUCCUUAUCAAAUUUGAACUUGAUGAAUAUCCUAACCUUGUGAAAAAUUAUCUCACCCAGUUGUACAGCGAAUUUUCACCCGAUCCAAUUGAGAAGGAGCUUCCCUUUAUACCCGCCAAUUCGAUUGAGCGUAAUCUGGGCAUCUCUCAUUCCGAUGCUUAUGGAACCCCGUCGUUACAUUCCAACUAUCAUUCACUCGUUGACCUCCGAAUUCCACAGAAUAUUCAGGAUGUUCCGCGCCUCAAUACCUCUUUCGAUAAGCUAUACCCCAAUGCUCUCGACCCAGCUUGUGAUUCCGAUCAGCUCUCCGCAAUCGCCCGCUCUUGUUUAAACGAUCCCCUCCGUUUGCGUGACCCGACUGAACUAGUUUUGGUUGAAUUAGCUCUUUCCUCCGGACUUCCGAAUGAAGUGGAUUGUGCGCUAAAUUCUCUCCUAAUUCUUUCCACAACUCCAUGCCCAUCCACUGGUUCAUCUACAAGCAUCAGGCUGCCACAAUGCAGGAAUCUGCUCAACGCUAUUUUGGCCACCGUUGGCAUUUAUACUGAUGGAUUGGGUUCUUUCGACAUCUGUGAUCCUGAUUGGAGGGACCAAACCCAUAUGGACUUUUUAAGGUUCUGGCAUAAUAUGGUCCAUGAACCUAGGGGUCGUUUAUUUCUGCGACCUGAUGUUUUCAUCAAUCCUGAUCCGGAUGAUGAACCAUCCACUUAUUCAUCUGCUAAUUGGACGGAACUAUUUGCUCCGCCGAUGUCAACUUCUCAUAGGUAUCGCUCCACUGUAACUGAAGAGGCUGAAGCAUCUCGAGUUUUCUUAGUUGCCACUCUCCUGGUAAAUUUGGUGACCCCAUCUCCUCUUCAGUCGAACAAGUAUUCUGAAGAUGACUUCGAUGACUACGAUUGUGAAAUGGCAGCUCAUCGCAGUUCCUCUCUGGAUCUCUCUCCACUACCUGCUUGCAGAGAAAAUUCGCAGUUUCUUGCAAGCAGCCCAACCGCUUUACGAUUCGCCUUUCUUUGCGGUUAUGCGCAUCACUCUAGUUUGAGACAACUGGGGCUACAAUUGCUCUCCAGUUUACGUUACCUGUUGGACCCACCUUCAUCGUAUUCCAUGAGUGUCGCAUGUCCAACCGAGUGGACUCCUUUGGUCGACUUCGGAUGCCGUCUUGGCCAUCUGACUCUCAGUUUCAUCAAUCAUUGCGUGCUGGACAGCCCCGAUCGAACGAGCUUACUCGGAGGGUUGCAUUUUCUUUCCAAUUUGGCUACCGUACCUGAAAAAGCGAAUGAACCCAGUCUCCUGGCCAGACUACAUCCAGUUAUUUGGCCUCGUCUCGCACAGCUACUUUGCUUGCCCGAUUUGGCUGUGGUUUGUGCUACUCUCGAAGCGCUCCGAUGUCUUACGAAUCUGGGUCAGUGUGUUUGCGCGUUUGCUUGGGAGGCCUGCCUAGAGUGGUCCGACUCGAUGGGUACCGUUCCUCUCAUCCUGUUACAACCGCUGCUUGCUUUGUUGACCCUGGAGGGUCAGGCUAUGGGAUCACGUUCCCUUCAUCGAAUCAAGAUCAUGCCGCGUGCUCUUCGUACAACACUCCCGUCAGCCCAUCCUUUAGUUCAACAGCGCACUGCUUAUUUUGGUGCGCCACAUCCUACGGAGUGGCACCGCGUGUCAGCCUAUUCCAAGAACCUCUCCUUUAAUGAAUGCUGUCCUCAUCCUACAUCUCCUCCUGUGUACCCCUCGUCACCGCAUCAACAGACUGAUUUUUCCUCGCGAUCGAUGAAUGCACUUCACUUGCGACCACGUGUCUCCGGACCCGCUAAAUUGCCUACACACAUUUCACAAAGUCCAAUAUCCAUCCCAGAAAUCACACCAACUCCUGUCCGUCCGUCAGGUUCAAUUCAGCGGCCGCCGAGCAGCAGUACCAAUUGCACUGGUCUUAUCAAUUUGCUGGCUUCCCUUGACCCUCCGUCAUCAGCUUUGACGUCCAACUCGUCGAUUCCGACACAGAGUGCUUCUUGCUCCACUGCUUCUGGUAACCUGCCUCCUAGCUGUCCUCCAAGUCCUCUCCACAUAACAACUUCUAGUUCAAAGACAUCUGGUUCUCAUUCCCCUUCUCCUAGUCUCUCUGAAUUGACCGAUCGUCUUCAAAUGCCGCCACCGUCUCUCCCACCCCCAUCCGCUCUUCGCAGGUCGGCAAAAUCGUCUCUAUCCCGCUGCUCUCUGACCUCCAGUUCACCAACUUCCCGUUCUACUAUACCUCUUCCCUCCAGUACUACCCAUUCCGCAACCACAACAUGUGCACCGCCCAUUAUUUCUGACUCAUUCAUUAAAUCGUCGACUAAUCCCUCCAUGUUGAGCUCCAAUAAUGGUGAGAAGACGUAUUGUAAUGUCACCACUGUGGCAUCUGAUCCCUCCGAACCGGCCAAGUUUUUUACCUCACAAUCCCGUACUGACUCAACCCUUAAAUCGACAGAACAACGUGACUCCCGUACACCUGCUCACCAUUGUACUCUUUCCAGUGGAUUUCACCGCUCUACCAAACUUGACGACAAGUUACAUCUUCCCAAUGGGUCUCUUAUGAUAGGCAUUCGCUCUGAAACCAAACUUGAGGCCGGUCAUGAAUACUUACGUCCGAAAAAGGAUAGCACCUUAUUUUUAACCUCUUCCCGUGUGAACGGGCUGCGACCUGGAAUUUUGCAGGCGGCAGUGGAUGCUUUGGAUGAAUCUAAAUUGGAUAAACUAUCCAAAUAUGCAAACAAUCAGGAAAGCUUAGUCAACGGAUUUUUGGCCGAAUCAAACACUUGUGGAACUGUCUUAAAAUUCAAGAAUGACAUUAGUUCUUCGCUGACGAAAUCACCAAGUGGCGUUGAGUCGACCGAACGGGUGCGCUUAAACGGCAUUGCAAAGUCACUACCGGUCUCUGCAAUGAAUGGGCACACAAAGGGAAAUGAAGUUAUCUUCUCUGGUGCAUGUGCAACUGCCUCUCCUGCGAUUUCAUCUUGCAAAGAUAGUAGUACGUGUUCGGCGACCAGUCUGACAAACGGAACUAAUGACGGCAGUGACAGCGGUGGCAGCAGUAGCGGUGGAAGUAGUGAGAGCAGCGGGAACGAAACCUCCCCUGAAUCCUUACGGCAUUCAUCGACGUCCCACAAUCGCUUUCUGAAACGCCGCCGCAAAUGGGGAUCCCGAAGCCGACUCUUCAAUCCGAAGCGUAAACGGGUCCAUACUCUCUCUGAUCCACAAGCUGACCAGUGCACUGUUUCUCUGUCUCCUCCAAGCGUUGACAAAGACAGUCUGUUGAAGCAACCACUGAAUCUGAGGCCACUCCCGGAUUCCGUGUUAGCUCCAAAUUGGAAAUCCCCAUUAUCCCCCGUUUCUCCAGUGGGCACUGGCAACUCAUUCAUUUCUAAAGUGACACCACCUGAUUCAGAUAAUACCACUUCUUCUAACUCGGGGAGACGAACCGAGUCUAGUCAACCAUGUGAAAGCCCUUCAGAUUCCUUUCCAGCUCCAGUUUCUGAAGUGCCAAGAACCCCUGCACAAGAACGCAUAUCCCACAGAUACGUUUGUGAAUGGGAAAAUUGUCAUGCUUGUUUUGAUAAGAAAGCUUAUGUUGCUACACAUGUUUACCAGAUCCACCUGGCCACUCUGGAUCGCACAAACAAAGACGGGACUCAUGCGAUUCGGCGCUGUUGCCACUGGCGCGACUGCCUAUCUUCAUCGCUUGCACGCGCUCCUUUCGCUUUGCUGACUCAUGUGUUAGAUGUCCACUGCAAUCCUGCAGAACUGGAAGCCCGCAAACAUAUGACCUCCUCUAUUCCCCCUGCUUCACCUAUCUGUGAUGUUUACCAGGUAGGUAAACACCCCGCCGCCUGGAAUCACCCAGAGCCUUCUGCGGUUCAAUCGCAACAUGGUCACUUGGUCUAUCCGGUGGAUCCCAACGCACUAUCUCAUGGCGAUCAGAGCGCUUGGUCCAUCGUCCGGUCGCUGGAGAUGAGACAGAUGCAACAUGAUAUGUGGGCUGCUCACUAUCAUUUGGUAUCGGCCAAUCCAUUGAUCAGAUUGCCGUUUAUCGCACCGUCUCAUCUUUCGUUAUCGCCACCACCUCGUGAGGGUCCAGUUACGAAGCAUUUACGGGUCACAGCUGCUUUGGUCCUUCGUAAUUUUGUUCUCUAUCUGAACGAAGCCAAGGAUUGGUUCGCCUCGGAACUUCCGCUCCUAUCUGAGAUCGCCCUGGGCUGUUCUCCAAGUGACAGUGGUUUGAAGACGAACGACGCUGGAUCUAUUGUCGCCCAGUGUUUUGCCCUUUGCUCCCGUGUUGGUGGUUCAUCGACUCAGCAGCCUCUCUCAUGUUCACUGUCUAACCCUCCACCAUCCUAUCAUCCCAAACCUGCGGCUCUCGUCGUACCACGAUAUCCUCCCUCCUCAGACCAACACCGAAGAUGCACAUCGUUACAACUUCAGUCACCGACACAUACUGUCGAUCUAGAUGCCAAAUCUACUUAACAGUGCUCUAUGCUGCCUUUUUUACUACUUAGUCUGGGUCGUAUCCUAAUUUGUAUACUUCAAGUACCCUUCGCAUGUUGUGUUUGUACAUCGUGGAUCUUACCUUUUCCGUUGUUCCUCACGUUAUCUUCUCCACUGUCCCUCGUGACCCACUCGUCUGUCUGUAAAGGUUGUAUGACUGCUUUCAACUCCUCGUUAUGCGUACAAACCUUUUGUUUUUGCAUACUUUUCUAUUAUCCACGUGUGUGUGCGUUUGCUAGCGUGCUCAGGUUCAGAACCCCUAUAGUUGUUACGUCUUCUUUGCUACGCGCACGAGAUAAUGUUCGCCAUGCAACGUCCAAUGGGGUUCACUAUUCCAGGUUUUUGUGCUGUCCUCCAAAUUUUUUAAAACCUAGACUCCCGCAUCUGACUUCUGUACAUUUAAUGUUUUCAUCACAUUUGCUUUUCUUGAAGCCACACUUCACAUAUGUACAGAUUGGGCUUCAUUUACCUCUCACUUUGUGCAUUCUUAACCUGAUCACGAUUCAGGGUUGUGUUACUGUUACCUAUUUGCUACUUUGUGAUGGGCCUCGUACUACACCACCACACGCAGUCCCCUGAGCUCAUGAAAAAUGAUACUGGUUAUACUGUGUGUGUGUGUGUGCUUCUUCUCUCUUCCUUUUCAUUCUGCCCAUGCCCACUCAUUGUCCUCCUACAUUUGCGGACGGCACGGAUUGCGCUGGAGCAUCGUCAACGCAAUUGUCCUACUGACUGGAGCGUGUUCACAUUUGUACAUUAUUCGUCUACUGUAGCGUUUUGUUUUCUCUCCCUCAUCAUCAGCACACCCACAUUUCUGCGCACAAUUAUUCAUGGAAUUAUUAGAUUACUUUUAAUUUAUUAGUUACUGAAUUUUUCUCCUGUUAAUGUUUACCUCAAAGCGACCGCACCGAGUCGGUUUCAUUUCGGACUCAACCGUGUUCAAGUACCUUUUUAUCAAUGUAGGACUAAAGUUGUAAAUUGGGAUACGUUUCUAAAUUGUUUUCACAUUUUUUUUCAUUUCUCCACCUUCUAGUGGAUGUGGUCUUCUAGUGCUUGUCAACUCGUUGGUUUUUCG
Messenger RNA from Dicrocoelium dendriticum, 5928 nucleotides. Lineage: Eukaryota; Metazoa; Platyhelminthes; Trematoda; Plagiorchiida; Dicrocoeliidae. The record is from the annotation of a GenBank genome assembly.